Molecule: messenger RNA, 2404 nt
Organism: Ogataea polymorpha
Lineage: Eukaryota; Fungi; Ascomycota; Pichiomycetes; Pichiales; Pichiaceae
Exons: 1
Coding region: 32-1099 (355 amino acids)
Biological process (GO): tRNA dihydrouridine synthesis
Cellular component (GO): cytoplasm
Molecular function (GO): flavin adenine dinucleotide binding; tRNA dihydrouridine synthase activity
Source: RefSeq, a predicted model, not a curated record
CGACUACCGCGCAAAGCUCGUUCUGGCCCCGAUGGUCCGUAUAGGUGAGCUUCCAACCCGUCUUCUGGCUCUCAAAUAUGGUGCGGAUCUUGUUUGGGGACCAGAAAUCAUUGACAAACGGCUCGUUCGCGCUGAACGGGUCUACAAUCCAAUUCUUAAUACGGUUGACUUCAUUCAAAAAGAUGGCAACAAAAAGGUGCCAGGAACCACAGACCUUGUUUUCAGAACGUACAGAAAGCUGGAGCAGGGAAAGUUGAUUUUCCAGCUCGGCACCGCAAGCCCAGAACUAGCUGUGCAGGCUGCCAAAAUCGUGGCCGCCGACGUCGACGGCAUAGACAUCAACGCAGGCUGCCCGAAACACUUUUCUGUUCAUUCGGGUAUGGGGGCAGCUUUGCUCAAAACCCCAGACGUUCUAUGCUCUAUUUUGUCGUCUCUCGUGGAGCAAGUCGGUAAACCUUUCGAAAAACCAAUAAGCGUAAAGAUCAGACUCCUGCCAGAACAAGAGCAGACCCUGGACCUUGUGCGCAAACUGGUCAAGACAGGAAUUGCGAAUCUAACUGUUCAUUGCCGCACGCGAGAAAUGAGAAAUGGCCAGCCCCCAAUCAGAGAUUAUAUUCACAAAAUCAAAGAGAUCUGUGUUGAGGCAGACGUGAGCUUGAUAAUCAACGGCGGGAUCAAGAGCUACCAGGAGUUCAAGGAAAUGCAGGAAAAGUACGGAAGUGAUAUCAGCUGCAUGAUUGCUUCCAAAGCAGAGACCAAUCCAACUGUGUUCAAUCCUGAAGGUCCGCUUCCAUGGCCUAAGCUUGCCAAAGAGUAUGUCAGAUUUGCAAAGCAAUUCAACAACUCGCGAACUAACUCGAAGUAUUGUCUUGCAGUCAUGAUGCCUAACACCAGGGGGAAGAACGUGAUAUGCAGGCUCGUGAGUCAGGCUAAGGAGAACGAUGAGAUCUAUGACGCUGUGCUCAACAAGAUGGAUGACGAGGGUAAGUACAUUGGUGACGAGAUCCAGUACAAUGAUGCAGAGGUCGAAGAUAGACAGGAGUUAAAGCGCAAGCUGGAUUUGGAAGAGGCAGAAAGCCUCAAGCGCAUAAGAGUGUAGAUAAAUACAUCCUCCCAUUGACUAUCUUCACGUAGUUUUGUUGGCGUUCCUGUAAACCUGCAACACUUUGUACGCUCUUCCCAUGUCCUGUGGAGCAGAUCCAGUGAGGCGUUGGUAGAGCGUCUCGAAUCGCUGCUGUUGUUCCUUCGUGCUUGAUGCAAGUCCGCCCAAGAUGAGGGGCAGUCCGGAAGAGUUGAGAAAUUGGCUCUGUGUUUCUAUUGUUGUCUUCAGCCUCUGCGACUCAAACAGACGGCUAAGCCCCAAAAAGUCAACGUCCACAGAGAGGUCAAUUUUGCCAGGCUCCCAAAACGGGUCCACAAAUUUAUGGUCCUUGAUGCCUCGCAGCGAAUUAAUCGGGAUUGUAUCCUUUGGGCCGUAGUCUAUGAUCACUGCUCCACCCACGUCACCUGAGUUGAUUAUUCUGGCAAAUUGCGACGCAUACAUGUGGGCAUCCGCUGAGAUCUCCACGUUGGCCCCGACGGCCAAUUUAUUGUAGCGGUCGUCGGUUGCCGGAAUGAACGAGCCCGGCGUGGCAUGGGGAGCUACCACAAGCCCAAACUUCCCUCGUCUGUCUGCUUCUGGCUCCCGCACAUCUACCAAGUACUCUCGCCAUCCGUGUUGGGUCUUGAUGUAUCGGUCGAUGGGCAGGGCGUCGAAGAAUUCGUGAGCAACAACAAAGUUCAUGUACUUGGAGUCCAGAUCCAUAUCAACAAGGUCGUUUUUCUGCCAUGCGAUCGGCUGCCCCCAUUCUGUUAUACUUUCGAAGUUGUAAUCGUCGACCUGUUCGAGCCUUUGAAACUUGCAUAGCAGUUUGUGCUGCUCCCUGAUGAGAAUAUCAGAUUUCUCCACCAUGACAAUCUCCACAGGGUUGUCUAUUAUAUACUGCUUGAAAACCAUGGCCAGUCCCCUCAUCAUGGAGCCCUUGCCCGGGCCAAAUUCAACUACACGGAAAAUCUUGUCUUUGACCUUGAAAUCAGGAUUGUGUCGACUCUGGUAUUGCAAUUGGGCCAGAAACAUUCGCACAAAGGCCAGUCCGCAGGUCAUCCCAUACGCGACAGAUAUCUCCGGCGCGGUAAUGAAGUCGCCGCUAUUUUUAUCUAAAGGGUCUUUGUGUAUGUAAUAGCCGUGUUCAGGGUGCGUUAGACAUGUCCUCAUGAACUUUGACAGGCUGAUGGGUCCAAUGGUUUUAAUGGUGUCCUCUAUGAUCGUUUCUAAAGGCGUGGAUCCAGAUACUGUGGCUAUGAAUCGUCUUGCAGAGAACGGUAGCAACCGGCAGGCCGCUCUGUGUCUGGCUCUUGUGAACAU